AUGCCAUUGAUUAAGUUUCCAACUGUAAAUGGGCCAAUUUUAGUUAAAAAAAUAUCGCGCAGUGGUGUCGUCAAUAAAAGAAAUAAAGUAUUAGAAGUUAAGCCUUUCACUUACACCUCCGUCUUUGAUCACAAACUGCUUUUUAUGAAUGAGGAAAAAAAAUGGUCGAACAUAAAUGGAUGA
Clunio marinus is the source of this 183-nucleotide messenger RNA. NCBI's taxonomy places the organism in Eukaryota, Metazoa, Arthropoda, Insecta, Diptera, Chironomidae. The record is from the annotation of a GenBank genome assembly.